AGCUGUUCAGUGCUCAAUCUUUCAGAUACAUCAUUGUUGGCGGCGUAACACCGUCAUCGACAUCUCCCCAACUGAAAAAAAAGUUUUCUUUUAGUUUUGUCGUGAGCGUUCUCCGAGUUGGUUGGUGGCGAACAAAGUAUUGUAGAGCCAUUUCAAUUCUAAACGACCGACUAUUGCAUGCGUUGAAAAUAAAUCUUAAAAUUACCACCUUCACACCACAUACCCAAAAUAUCUAUCUAUCGGUUUGCUGAAAAAAGACCAAAAAAACCAACAACAAAUCUACACAUCAUGAGUGAUUUCCAAUACGAAGAAGUGCCGCCAGAGGAGCAUAGCGAUUCUGAUACCGUGGUGAAUUCAGCACCAUUGGCUGAAUUGCAGGAAAUACCAGCGGAUCCUAACUUCGACGACGACGAAGAAGAGCAAGACGAACUACGUAAAAUGGAAGCUACCACCACAUCCGCUGCUGCAGGUGCCGUCGCCGCCGAAACGAAUAGCGAUACCACAGUAGCCAAACCCUCAUCCGCCGAGGAUAGCAUUUUUUCCACCAUGUAUGCGGUGGCCAAAAAAGUGGCCAUAGUUGGUUCCAUAUAUUUGGUGGGCUAUAUGGGCUGGUCGGUGGCAUGGCUUAUUGCUCCGGUGGUCUUGUCGGUGGCUCGUGAUCGUUUCCGUAAAUCUACCGAACACAAAAGAAGUAUUGCCAAGGCAUCGGCUUUGGCCUCCGAAAAGGAGGUUAUUAUGGCUCGUAUCGAUGAGUUGCCGGCAUGGGUUUACUUUCCCGAUGUGGAACGCUGUGAAUGGGUGAACAAGAUUCUCAAACACCUCUGGCCCAAUGCCAACCACUAUGCCCGCACCCUGGUGAAGGAGACCAUUGAACCCGCCGUUGCCGAAUCUCUGGCCAAUUACAAAAUGAACGGUUUCCGUUUUGAUCGCAUCAUUUUGGGUACCAUUCCGCCGCGAAUUGGCGGCGUUAAGGUGUAUACCCAGAACAUUGGACGCAAUGAAAUCAUCAUGGAUCUUGAUCUCUUCUAUGCCAGUGACUGUGAUAUUAAUUUCUAUUUGGGCAGCAUGAAGGGUGGCAUUAAAGAUUUCCAAAUUCAUGGUUGGGUUCGUGUGGUCAUGAAGCCUCUGAUCCGCAGUAUGCCAUUGGUUGGCGGUCUCCAGAUUUUCUUUUUGAAUAAUCCAAAUAUAGAUUUUAAUUUGGUCGGCGUUAUCGAUUUGUUGGAUAUGCCGGGUUUGAGUGAUCUGCUGCGUAGGAUUAUUGUGGAGCAGAUUGGUAAUAUUAUGGUCCUGCCGAAUAAGCUGCCCAUAACAUUGAGUGAUGAGGUGCCGGCGACUUCGUUGAAAAUGCCCGAACCGGAGGGUGUACUGCGCAUACACGUCGUGGAAGCCAAGGAUCUAAUGAAAAAGGAUAUCAGCAUGUUGGGUAAGGGUAAAUCCGAUCCCUAUGCCAUUAUCAAUGUGGGCUCGCAGGAAUACAAAACACAAAUUAUCGACAACAAUGUCAAUCCAAAAUGGGACUUUUGGUGUGAGGCCUUUGUUAAUUCACCCGUGGGCCAGGAGGUCUUUUUCCACUUGUGGGACAGUGAUCCAGGUCCACAAGUCGAUGAUUCUUUGGGCAGGGCAAGUGUUGAAAUUAUUAAUGCCGUGAAACGUGGCGUGGUUGAUACCUGGCUCACCUUGGAGAAUGCCAAACAUGGUAUGCUGCACGUACGCCUACAAUGGUACAAACUCACCUCGAACCCCCUGGAUUUGCAGGCGGCCUUGGCCGAAACCCAAUUGCUGCGUGUCGCCUCCAUGAGUUCGGCCGUACUGAUUGUCUUCAUCGAUUCGGCCAAGAAUCUCAAACAGGCACGCAUAAACUCCAAUCCCGACCCCUAUUUGGUGUGCAGUGUUGGCAAACAAAAACAGCAGACGGGCAUGAUUAUGCGCGACAACUCUCCCGUCUGGGAGCAAGGCUUCACAUUCCUGGUGGGCAAUCCGGAAAAUGAUACACUGCAAAUUAAGAUUUUCGAUCAGAAGACCGGCAGUGAAAUUGGACAAUUUGGUUAUGUCAUUGCCACGUUGCUGCGCAAAGAGAAUAUGGACAUUGUGUCGCAACCCUUCCAGAUUCAGAAAUCUGGACCCGAAUCUAAGCUGAUAAUGUCGCUGUCACUGCGUAUCUUAAAGAAGGCCGAGGCCAUUGAGGAUGGCGAGAGCUCGGAGGCGCCGGUGGCGGGAGAAAACAAAUUGGCCCGGUCCAUUAGUAAGACAGCCAGUAUUCAGGAACCCUCAUCGCCAAAGGAAUUACAAUCCCAAAGCAGUCGCAUCUCAGCCGACACCCCACUGAGCGAGGAGGAACCGAACUUGAAAGUCUCUAGUCCCACGAAUUUACAAUCCAUAACACCGCCUCGCAGUCCCAAUCCAUUUUCGGCGAAUUUAAUUGGCGGCGAAUCGGUGCUAACCCAUCGUGUACCCGAUCUCUCCGCCUCACCCGGUGAACACGGUUUGGGUCGCAUCCUGCUGACCAUCCACUAUUUGGCCCAGCGACAGAAACUCUUUGUAACCAUUCACAAGAUAAUGAAUAUUCCUAUACGUGAUCCCUCCAAUAUACCCGAUCCAUAUGUUAAGCUAUAUCUACUGCCAGGCCGAAGCAAAGAAUCGAAACGCAAGACGGUUGUCAUCAAGGAUAAUUGUAAUCCCGUGUACGAUGCCACUUUCGAGUAUUUGAUGUCAACGGCUGAGCUGUUACAGAGCGAGUUGGAGGUUACAGUCUGCACGCAGAAGGGCUUCUUUGGCAGUCCCAUCAUUGGAAUGCUCAAAAUCCCUCUCACAGAUCCUGAAGUCUCGGGCAAUGGUCUAAACACCUGGUACGAUUUACAGCCGGAAUUCAAACAUGACUAAACCUCAGAGUGUCAAUUUUCAGAAUCUCUGUUUUUUUUUUUUCAAUAAUUUAUUAAUCUGACAUACUGAUCAACAUCGAACAAAAAUCAAUGAAUAACAACAACAUCACAAGUAUUUCUAGUGCUCUCUAUAUCUGAUAUUUUAUACUCUAAUUGAAAAAAAUAUUAUUUGUCUUUUAUUUUUUAAAUCAAAAAGCACAAAAUUCUAUUUUUUGUAGAAUUAAAACAAAACAAAAAAAUCUCUUAAUUUUUUUAAUAUUUUUAUAUAUUUUUAUUAUUUCUUAAUAAUUUUCUACUACUGUCUCUGUUCUUUUUGUAUCGUCUUUAUUUUAUGUAUUAAAAUAAAAAAUAUCUUUUGUAUACAAAAAUAAUAUUGAAAAUACUAUGUUAACGAAUAAAGUUGGAAUGAUUAACAUAAUUCAGUUCUUUGAGAAACCAUUUGUAAAAAAAAAAUUGAAAUUAUUUUGAAAAUAUCAAUAAAAAAAUAUGUAUAUUUUAUUCCAUAAA
Molecule: messenger RNA, 3386 nt
Organism: Musca domestica (house fly)
Lineage: Eukaryota; Metazoa; Arthropoda; Insecta; Diptera; Muscidae
Gene: Esyt2
Product: extended synaptotagmin-2
Exons: 11
Coding region: 289-2880 (863 amino acids)
Biological process (GO): lipid transport
Molecular function (GO): lipid binding
Source: RefSeq, a predicted model, not a curated record